Molecule: messenger RNA, 675 nt
Organism: Lucilia cuprina (Australian sheep blowfly)
Lineage: Eukaryota; Metazoa; Arthropoda; Insecta; Diptera; Calliphoridae
Product: pickpocket protein 19-like
Exons: 4
Coding region: 1-675 (224 amino acids)
Biological process (GO): sodium ion transmembrane transport
Cellular component (GO): membrane
Molecular function (GO): ligand-gated sodium channel activity
Source: RefSeq, a predicted model, not a curated record
AUGAUUGAGAACUGCCAAACUCAGUGCCACCAGGAGUAUUUACUUAAACACUGCAACUGUACUUUAGAUAUAUUAUUCCCAGCAGAUAAAUACGCUGCCUGCCAGGUUAAAGAUUUAAUUUGUUUGGCUGAUAAUAAUGAUUAUUUCCGUUUUACCCAUCAAUUUGGCGAAGAGGAGUACGUGCGUAGCGAUUACCACGGUAUGAUUUGUAAAUGUUUUCGCAAUUGUUAUUCACUCAAUUAUGUAACGGAUGUAAGACCAUCAUUUUUGCCAGCAUAUCUACGUGACAAUAGAACAUACAUUGAUUUAGAUGUGCAUUUCCGUUUCGACACAAUGAUGGUGUACCGCACAAGUUUGGUAUUUGGUUGGGUGGAUUUAAUGGUGGCUUUUGGUGGUAUAGCGGGCUUAUUUCUGGGCUGUUCACUUAUCAGUGCCAUGGAAUUGAUAUAUUUUGUAUUGGUAGAGCUGCCGGUUUUCUUGUUAAGUGAAUUGAAAGUUAAAAGAAAAUAUGGGGAUGACCAGCAAAAUAAGGAACGUUAUGAAACACAUAUGCCUAGUAAACGUCAAAAUUGGGGUUUAAAUAAUCGCAUUAUGGCUAUGGACAAUUUUCAAAAUGCUUUUAUGCAUAAAAAUAAUUUCAAUAAUAAAAACUCAACAGCAUUGCUUAACAAAUAA